AUGCGCUUCAUAACGACAGGCUUCACUCUUCUUGCCGCUGUACCCGUACUUCCAGGUAGCUCCGUAGCAUCUCCGAGGUCGUAUGAGUCGCGGGAGGAAGAUCCUUGCGCGAAGAUCGCUGGGCUGGCCUAUGUUCCUCCUGCCGACGCGCGAGCUUGUCUGUCCUACUUUCCGUUCAACGAGACGCUACGCCAGAACGUGCUCGAUGUCGUCUCCAAGGUGUUCGACUUCUACACAUUCGAGGACUACUACUUGGCACCCGUUUCCGUGUUCGACCAACCAGCGGUGCACAUACGCGAUGAAUUGGCAAGAAUCAACAGCACGAGCUACACCUCCGACUACGCAUUCAACAAAGAUCUCUUCGAUGUGGUGAACAGCCUCAAUGACGGCCAUACAGGCUGGUACUCUUAUUGCUAUUGGCAGACUUUCCAGAACCUGCUCCCUGCGCCCGUAGUGUCUCUCGAAGUCGACGGCGCCCAAGACGUCUAUGUCGUUCCGGACCUCGUAGAGUUCAUCUCUCUCCUCGGUACGAACUACACAGGCUACUACGACUCGAUCGGCUUCGACUGGACUCGGCUCGCAGGCGCACGCGUCGUGAACAUCGAGGGCAUGUCUGCGUACUCGUAUGUGGACUACAUCGCCGACACGGUCUCGGGCAACUACUUGGAUCAUGGUGUGCGGGUGAACAGCGUGCUCAGCAGCUACAGGAUCAACGCGGGCAACUAUUCGCAACGGUUCGGUGAUCUCGCUGGCCCCGUAUACCCCGAUUUGGACAAUCUGACCAUGGAGGUCAUCCUGGCAAACGGGACGGAACCGGAGACCAUUGUGGUUCCUUACUUAUCAUCGUACCUUGGAAAGCCGUUCAAGGAUGCUGCAUCCUACUGGGCAAGCAACUGUGCGGCGACCAACGAGACGAAUGGUGUAGACUACUUGACCCAGGGCUCUGCCAUUGCCCACUCACGUGCGACACGCCAGCCCCGGGCAGCGCUGGCGGCAUCGAGCUCGCUGGGUGUAGGAAUACCGUCGCAGUUUGUACCCAACUUGACCGCGAUCGAUGGGGAGGAUAUCCUGUGGAGCUAUAUCUUGCCGGACAACAAAACUGGUGUGAUGUUUGUUGGCUCGUUCGAUCCUGAGGACUACUAUGGGUUCCAGUCUCAGGUUGCAAGUGUCAUCUCCACGUUCCAAGAAGCGGGUGUAACACAGUUGCUGAUCGAUCUGUCGAACAACGGUGGUGGCUACGUCUGCUUGGGCGAGUUUCUCCACUCCUAUCUCGCAGGCGCGAACUUUGGUUUCCCAGGCUAUUCCUCUGCUGUUCGCGCAAACACCCUUGCCCAGAAGAUCGUUGCGGCCGACAUGGCCAUGGGUGUCAACGACUCCUACGCUUUCUACCCUCCAGAUAACUGUAUGUUCUGGAAUGACACCAUCUUGUCUGAAUCAUACAACUAUAUCACCCCAUAUGUGACGAAGACUAUCAACGGCGUGGAGUACUACGAGUCGCAGCGCAUUUACGACGCCUGCACGCCGUUCAACGUCACAAUUCCUGCAGAGCCACCCUUUGAUCUGGCGAAGGUUGCGAUCGUGGGCAACGGCGACUGCGCUUCAACUUGUGCGCAGUUCAGUACGCUGAUGUACGAGCGACACAACACGACAAUCGCGAUCUUCGGCGGGAAGCCAAACGAGACGAUGCAAUUCAAGGGCAUGGCUGGCGAACAGGUUUUGGAGUGGUACGACAUCGACUCGGAGAUUAAGACCGCUGGCCUGCAGGACGACCCCUUGGCGCCCCCAGACUUGCUCGUGAACGCUGACUUCCGUCAUAACUGGAGAACCGCAUACAGCUGGGAGGACGAGGAAACCCCAAUUGCGUAUUACUCUGACCUUCCUCAGCUGCGCUUCCCAUACACCCCGGAUACGUACAUGAAUCCACAGGCUCUGUGGAUCUUCGCGUGA
Molecule: messenger RNA, 1947 nt
Organism: Fomitopsis serialis
Lineage: Eukaryota; Fungi; Basidiomycota; Agaricomycetes; Polyporales; Fomitopsidaceae
Exons: 15
Coding region: 1-1947 (648 amino acids)
Source: RefSeq, a predicted model, not a curated record